GCUGCCGUGGUUACUACCGCCAGUAGUGCUGCAGCAGCGGCGGCGGCGACGGCGGCGAGUGUUUGAGAGUGGGUCGUGUGCGUACUGUUGCUAGUGGGUCGGUGUUCCCGUGUCCAUGUAGUAGUUGUCAUCAGCGGUGGUGAUUGUUUCUGGUGACGGAGGUGUUGGCCAGAGCAACCGCGUUUGCCGCGGUCCGGUCCCAUUGGUUUGAGAGCGUGCAAAAUAGAAACAAAGCGCGUACGACAGACUCUCUGAGAAAGAGUCGAGCGCACUCAUACUAUUCGUACUAGACCCCUAACAACAGCCAAAGAAAUAACAACAACAACAGUGUUCAAAUGUGUGCAUGAGUGAGUGCGGCUGGAUGGAUGUGUGCGCGUAUGGCCGUUUAAGAUUAUUGUAACGACGACGGCGGCGGCGGCAACAACGACGGCACCGAACAACCGAAUCCAGACAGUAGCGCCAGCAGCAAACGAUUCGAUCAAUCGAAUCGUCCAUCGCGGCGUUAUCCACCACCGGCAAACACUUAAAACAAAACUGUGCUUAGAGUUACCUCGUUAAAAUCUGACCCUAUGUGAAACGGUACUGCUCGUUCCGGAACUGAAUAUUUCUCUGUUUCUGUCAUCCUAAAGGCCGGCUCCAAGACACCUUAACUUCUACUACCUCGAAUAACGCUUACCGGAUUCGCAAACUACGUCGAAAAAAAAAAGGACCACGACGUAAUCAAAGACUUUCGGUCGUAGACGGGGCGGCGAAUCGGUAACAUUGUAUUGGGACUUGUGGCCCUGUGGCUGUAUUACCUCGACCUAGUUGAGCUGCCCAAUUGGCAAAACAAGUUCGACGAAAGAGCAAAUCUGCGUACAGAAAACUAGCUAUUCCAAGAUGUUUCGGUUCAAAAGCUCCAAAUACAAAAAUGCCGCACCAAAAGUACCCAAAAAAGACGGCUGGGUGAGCGAUAUCAAUGUCGGAGCGCCACAGUCUUUUGGUAAUCACAUCAAAUGUUCAGCUGCAUUCAAAGCUUUCAACGUCGACAAUCGGGGUGGAGGAUGUCUUGGUAUUCUACCACUCAACGAUGCAGGCAAAAAAACUCGUGGAGUACCACUCCUUCAUGCCCAUGCUGAGUUCGUCACGGAUUUUGACUUCUGUGCAUACGACGAUGGACUAUUGGCAACUUGUUCGCAUGACGCGUAUGUAAAAAUCUGGCGAGUACCAACAACAUUACUCACUGACACAUCGCAGAGCAACACGCCAAUAGAUCCCUUGGUGACACUGAAACCAUCUAGCAAUGUAUGUCGUCUGGAGACGGUUUCGUGGAAUCCGGUGGUCGACUGUGUAUUAGCCUCUUCUGCAAACAACAAAAUUGUAUUAUGGGACGUAUCGCGAGCGACAGAAAUUAUCUCGUUCAAGGACCACGAGGAGCUAGUACAGAGCAUCUCCUGGAGAGCUGAUGGAAGCCGGCUUGUGUCUGCUGGCCGUGAUAAAACCAUCCGUAUUUGGGAUCAUCGCAAACCGGAUUCGUGCACGGUGGCUGAAAGCCAUGCAAAUAAUCGAGAUUCGCGGGUCGUGUGGUUAGGAAACUCUGAUCAUGUGCUUUCGUCUGGGUUGGGAGCUAACCGUGAGAGACAAGUUGCUCUCAGAGACAUCCGUAAUUUGAGUAGUCCACUUAAAGAAUAUAACGGCGAUUCGUCACUCGGCAUCUACCUCCCGCUUUAUGAUACCGAUACAAACAUGCUUUUCCUAGUGGCCAAGGGUGACAUUACAGUCAACUUUUGGGAGGUGGAUACUUCUAAGGAACCCUUCAUGUAUGAGUGUUCCAAGUACCUAGCGGACGUCCAGACCAAAGGUGCUUGUUUGGUACCCAAGAGGGCGCUCAGUGUAAUGGAAGGCGAGGUCAAUCGAAUUCAGAUUCUAACCAAGGACUGUAUUGUUCCGAUUAGCUAUCACGUUCUCCGUAAGACCUAUCGAGACUUCCACGCUGAUAUAUUCCCAGACACACGAGCUCCUGUUCCAACGAUGUUGGCGCGCGACUGGUCCGAAGGGAAGAGUAGCACGAAGAUUCCGCUACUUUCACUUGAUCCAUCCAAGAGGACGAAGGAUUUGACGCGUUUCGAACAUGAAUUAGGAUCUGGCGUACCGACGCAAUGGCUCACAGCAGAUGUAGGCUUUACAGAGAUUGAUGGUAACCGUGGUAGCCUUAUUAAAAAGGAAGGCAGUGAGCCGCUCAAGGAGCGCAAUUCAUUCAUGCGCCAACAAACGGUUGCAGGCGAUAAACCUACAUUAGCACCAAGACCGGCUCCCAGGACAAAGCUCGUCCCUGCCAAGAGCGUAGAUGAAUCAUGUAACAAUAAACUUAACAAUAACAAGGAUAGCCAAAACGGCAACCGUAACAACCAAUCUACUGGCUUAGACAAUAAAGUGAAGCGGCAGCCAUCAAAGGGGAGCGGGUUCAAAGUGCGAGUAUCGAAGUAUAGACACCUGAAUGGUAACCUAGGGACUCGGGAGACGCAGAUUAGCAACCUUCCAGCUCUAUGCAAAACGAUUCCUGGUGAAAGUGAAGGUUUUCGUGCCAACUCCACCCGCGUAGCCAUUCCGUUGGCCACCUCCGGAGGGCAUCUAGCUAUCCUAGAAGUGGUUAAACGUGGUCGGCUCAAUGCCGGCGUGUUGCCGUCGCUUAUCUGUGGAGCUAAUAUCAUGGAUUUCUGCUGGGAUCCCUUCGAUGAUAGUCGAAUUGCUAUUGCAUGCGAUGACGGUCGUAUUCGGGUGUGGAGCAUUCCUGAGAACGGGUUGACGGAGUCGUUAACAGAACCGGAUUUCGAGCUGAAAGGUCACAAAGAUAAAGUCACUCUCCUUAAGUUCCACCCGUCAGCCAAAGACAUACUUGCCUCUGCUUCGCAGGACCAGACCAUUCUUAUAUGGGAUCUUGAUCAACAGGUCGUCGUCUAUGAAUUGGAAGGUCAUACAGAUCAGAUCUUCAGCAUGGCAUGGCAUCCUGACGGGAGCCUCUUGGCUACAGUGUGCAAGGAUCAGAAGAUACGCGUUUACGAACCGCGCACGUCAUCCGAGCCUUUGAUGUCGGGCUUGGGACCCAGUGGAACUAGAGGCGCGAGGGUGUGCUGGGCAUUGGGUGGCACCCACCUAAUUACAACUGGCUUCACAAAGGUCUCCGAGCGUCAGAUUACUCUCUAUGACGCCUCGGAGUUAACUCCGAUUCAUACUGAAGGCAUUGAUGUCAGCCCCGCUAUUCUAAUUCCGUUUUACGACGAAGACAGUUCAACAUUGUUCCUAACGGGCAAAGGUGAUACAACCAUAUUUUGCUUUGAAGUGCUAGCGGAAGCGCCCAAUUUCUUCCCCUUGUCGCAUUUCAAAUGUCCCGGCCCUCACCAAAAUGUGUCAUUUCUUCAUAAGAACGCGUGCAACGUUGCGCAGGUGGAGUUUGCCACCUGCUUUCGAUUAACUUCGUCGACAGUGGAACCACUUGCGUUUAAGGUACCUCGGUUACGCUCGGAAUUUUUCCAGGACGACCUAUUUCCUGACACACGAAUAACGUGGAAGCCAACGAUGACGUCAAAGCAAUUUGUGGACAACUGCGCGAAAACCCCGGCAAGAAUCUCCCUCAAGCCAGUUCAGAUGAGCCAGUUAUCUGAAGCUCCAGAAGUGGCCCGCCCACCUCCGAAAUUCGCUACGGUAGGAGAUAAUAAAGCAACAAACUAUUUUGAAGAGAACGAUUCCAGCAACAAACUCCGACAGGAACUGCUGAUGGCGUCCUUGAAGCAACGGAUGCAGUACGAAGAUGACGAAGAGAUUCUUCCACAGGAACGGAUGCAGGGGGGCGAAGAAGCCGAAUGGUCCGAUUAACUGUGAUAAUUGUAUUUUCGGUGCACGCUGCCAUAGAAGUAAACUGGAAUUUCCGCUGAGUGAAAUUAGACUUCAACCACAAACAGGAGUAUUGAAUGAACGGCAACGUAGAGUCUUUGCUAAUUUGUCAGAAACACGAACUGCCCAGUGUUAAAAGAGUCUAAAAAUUAGGAGAAUUUCAAGGAGAACUGUCGCUGAGAAAAACAUUAUCCGGAAAUCUCUGCGCGCAGUUUCACCUGGAUAGCGAUUCGAUUUAAUCCGCUGUUGACCCUUCUUUGGAGGUUAGUAAUAGACCGCUAUGGUCGAGAGAAUGGAUUGACAAACUAUAUAAGGUCCUUCGUAUCUAUUUAUAUAUUGUCGCAUGUAUAAGCUUGCUAUUAUUGCAUUUUAUUCUUGAAUACGCAUUAUACACAAUACCAAUGAAAACAAAAUGUAUGUGAGAAAUAGUCAACUUCACACCAAACGUUCUUGUCGGCUCCCGUUGCGUUUUAUCCGUUACAUCACCCGCCCCAUCAGUCGGUGUUACUAUAACAUUAAAUAGACCAAAAUAGCAGCAUCUGCAGACCCCCUGCUUCCAAAAUGUUUAACACAUUCCAGAUAGUUAUUUUCAGCAAUUCUGACCGGCCAUUAGGAUGAUUGGAGCCGGUCUAUUCCGGAAUAUUUUCAAGCCAGUAUAUUUUCAAAGCCGGUUCCCGAUUUUUGUACUCAAUUAGAGAACAAAAAAAAAAAAAGUCCCUAUAUCGGAAUAAAAUACAGCUUAGACAUUUUUUCCCGCUAAGAAUUCACCGUUUUCUCGGUAUUACUGACCUUAUGUACCGCCUAACCAAAAUCUAAUUUGCUUCCUGUGUAAUCUCUGGUUAAAAUUGCUGAAAUUAUUGACAUAAGCUAAGCUAACAUCAGUUGAUCUUGGCGACAGAAAUUGUGAAAUCAAUUUUACUGGUUUGGUAUAUGGAAGCACGUAUCUAAAAGUCUACAUGUAUGCGAUCGUUGCCAUGUGAAACUGAAAACUUGAUUAAGCUGUAUGUGCGAACAGAAAACAUAACUAGACGUAUGUAGGUCUGUAUAUAGAAGCUUAUUAGGAACAAAGCUUUGCACACGCUGACGGUGAAAUUCCCUCGCGGGGGAUCCCCGUAGCGAAGUAACCGACGUUGAUGAGGGGCACCACGGAAGGCUCACGCAACCCUUCGUUAAAACAUAGUGACAGGCGGGAAAAGGCAACCAGAUGAAGGCAACAAAGAAAAUGCGAUCGAGAGAUGGAAGGACACAGAAACGUAACGGCGUACUGCUGGUGUAUACUGCGGAAGGUAAGGGAUCCUGUGCCGGGAAAGAUGUAGUUAGAGUCUUCUCCUUUAUAUUUAUAAGCCAACGGAGCCGAAAAACAUAACCAAACAUUUACGAACGAAUGAACAACGUAUGUAGCGAUACGGAUAUAUCAAGAAAGCUAGGCUUGAUUUUAGGGAGAACUCAUUGUCGAUGAAAGUGAAUGAUACAAUCACACUAAUCCCUACAUGUUCUGUAAUUCUUUUUUACACUAACAUUUACAUAUGUACAUUGGAGUCAAUUGGAAGGACAAAUGAGAAAAUACAAAAACAGUCAUCGUUAUUACGAUUAUCCAGACGCAACAAGCCGUACAAGGCAAUAUAACACAAAAGAUUUAUACACACGGCGCAUUGUAUGCAUCGGAGUUUUUGGGAUUAUUCCUUUUGCCAAAUACAGUGCAUUAAAAUCCAAUGCUCCGGUAACUAAUUGAUCUUGAGCCAGUUGUUCUAUAAUAGAUGAGCUCGGAAUGAAAUCAAUCAACACGAUGGUCAACAACAACAACGAAUUCUGCUGUUCAAGCACCAAUGUUUCUAUAACCUCCAAUCAAUAUCCGUACAGCGCUGAGAUAUAGAUUACAUAGUCAUGACGUAGAUAACAACAAAGUUCUCGAGCUUACGUACAGCAGGGUUAUACAACAUGUCAUAUACUGAUGUGUGAACAGUUUAGACAUAGUUUGGAUAUGAUUUGUAUUAGGAUAGGCUCUUAACUUUAAGUUACAGUUAAGUAUGCUACUGCUUCAGCCAUAAUGGUUUAUAUUCGCUCGAUAAUCUCCGCGCAAGCUGGAAUACAUAGUGUCGAAAUUUAUACCCCUGUAUGAGAUCUUCUAUUAGAACAUUUUAUUUUAUUGUUAGUAUUAUUGUGUGUCGUUUCGAACGGAGCCUGAAUCGCGAAAACAUAAGUAAAGUAGAACGUGUGCAUAUUAUAACUCAUCGAGCCAUUAAUCAACGACCUUUACGACGGCACAGCGAGUAAGAUAGUUUGAGUGUCUAUUUUUUCUAUGAUAAAAAUGAAAUGAUGGUGAUAGGUAACGUAAUUGUCAGUGGUUAAAUUUUGAAAUGGGUUUCCUUUAACGAUACGUAGAUUUGUGAGGUGUAUAAGAAACGCUGUUCGACUACGGCUGCGGGUUUCAGCACUAUACAUACAGGGAAAAGAGAACGCACCUAUACGCAGUAACAAAUGAAUAGAAGAGAUACCACACGAGAAGGUGUACCUAAAAUGGAAAAUACUGGCAAAAAGAGCGGAAGGUUCUGACUGAUUGUAAUGGAAAGCACAAACGGAGAUGACAUGUGUUCCAUCUAUUUGGGUAACGUUUCAAUGACGCGCAAUGAUGUCGAUGCUUGGAGAUCUCCCAAAAAUGUGUGUAUAUAUAUAUAUAUAUAUAUAUAUAUAUAUAUAUAUAUAUAAAUUACAAAAUACAUAAAAAAAAAUUUACAGGAUGGUGGGCCGACAAAAAAAAUUAAGUGUGAACAAUUUGCGGUGCACUUUGUAUCACACCAAAAGUCGUAGGUGUACGGUAGUUUCGAUCGAUAUCGAUAGAGCAUCACAUUUAGUCUGAUUAUGUAGCCAUUUCUUUUUUGUUAUUAUUGGUGUCGCGCCGACCUGUCUGAGCUUUCUUUCUUAUAGCCUGCAUUACGAUUCCCUAGGGCUGGAAUUAGUCUCGAGCACAGACCAAAAUAUAAUAUGACGCAUCGAAUCGUGAUAAUUCCCAGCUAUUUUUCACCGAACGUGAAUAGCUUUUUAGUGGUAAUGCUAAAAAUAGCAAUCUGUAUUAAUGUAUUUUUUAAAAUUUGUUUUGGAGGCAACGUUUAAGCGAAAUGCGAAAAAAAAAAAAAAAAAAAAAAUGCUCAUAGCUGCUAGAAAGACGACGUUUUUGCUCUGUGUGAUCACCUAUACGUAGAGUUAAGUAUAAUUCCUUUGUUGAACGAUCCAUGUGAUAUUGGCAGCGAUCAUAUCUAUGUCCCUUUGAGCCCUGUAUCCGUAUUCAUAAGAGCACCAUGUUGUCGUUGAAGUAUUUAUUAUUAAUAUGAUUGUAUCUCUCUCUUCAUUUUCUAUUGUGAUCUUUUAAAACAUUAUAUUUGUUAAAUGCUAUUAAAGCAAUGGCUAUUCUAUAGUAUUUUGGAGCAACAAUUAUUCGAAGAAUAUUAGGAAACAGUAGAUAAACAUUAGGUUUUUCUAGUGUCAAAAUGUAUGUAGAGCAUAAGGCUCACCUUCAUCGACCUCACUGGUUCAUUAGAGUAUUAUAACGGUUAUUAUUAAAAGCGUGUGUUUGCAAUCUGAUCGCCGUUACGGUUUGAUCAAGAGAAAUGGAGAAUACUGCCUAGGCAUAUUUAUCACUGCUCUUUACGUUUCGACCUAUAAUAAUUCCACUCCCUUCUGCCGCCUAUCUAUAGUACAAUCAAUUCUAGUUUAUUUCAAUUACGAUGACAUAAUUUCAACAAAAAAGAAAAAAAAGAUCUGUUUGUAACCGCCACUGUUGAUGGAUAUUAUCAAGCAAUAUAUAUAUAUAUAUAUAUAUAUAUAUAUUUACUAA
Molecule: messenger RNA, 7702 nt
Organism: Varroa destructor (honeybee mite)
Lineage: Eukaryota; Metazoa; Arthropoda; Arachnida; Mesostigmata; Varroidae
Gene: pod1
Product: coronin
Molecular function (GO): protein binding
Source: RefSeq, a predicted model, not a curated record